Molecule: messenger RNA, 741 nt
Organism: Entrophospora candida
Lineage: Eukaryota; Fungi; Glomeromycota; Glomeromycetes; Entrophosporales; Entrophosporaceae
Source: the annotation of a GenBank genome assembly
AUGCGUAUUCAAACACGUCCACACUCAGUAUAUUUGUCCGAAAAUCUUUCAAAAAAUUAUAAAAUAAUUAAUUCUCCUCCUUCACCUGGUGGAACUAUCGAUUCUGGAUUUUAUAGUAUUAAUGGUAAUAAUGAUGAUAAACAAAGUACUGUUAUUAGAGAUAGAAGAAGCUUACCAGCAUAUAAAAAUAAUAAUAAUACCCUUAUUAGACAUAGCAGUCUUCGUGGUGUUGGUGAGACUGAAAAGACCGAAAAGAGUUUACCAGUGAUUGAUAUGUCAGAAUUAACAAAAAAAUGGUCGGAUUGGUUUGAGCCUUCGGUAUUGGAUUGGUUGAGUAGCAAUAUUUAUGAAACAUCACUUCCUUCACCACCACCAAAAGCUCAUUCAAAAGAUGAUGGCAAUAAUACUGAAAACGACAAAAAAUCUAUUAGAUAUAGUGAUGCUCCUAGCAUCAGAUUGCGUUCUACCGGUCGUCCAUUUUCUUUACAAUCGAUACAAUCAAUAUUAUCGGGUAAUCCGGAAGACGUUAAAACAGUGACUCCCUCUACUUAUCUAGCUAAAGUCAUAGAAGGUGAAACUGUUACAAGACAUUAUUACAAUAGAGAUAUUGAAUCAAAUAUUAAUAACAACAACAGUUUAUCACCUUACGAUGCAACAAACAAGAAAUCAACUGAUUUAGAAUCUAUCGUAUUAUCAACUGAAUUCUCUGAAAAAUCACAUGAAACUAUUAAUGCUUUUUGA